AUGCGUCUUUAUUAUGUCGGAAUUGUUAGGCCAAAAUCUGGCACCAAGAAGACUCUAACACUCUCGGAAGAGAAGGAUUUGGCUGAUUUCUCCUUCUUCCAAAGAACUAGUGUCGGUCAGUUUAUGACAUUUUUUGCAGAAACUAUAGCAGAAAGGACGAAGCCAUCAGAAAGACAGAGUGUUGAGGAAGGUAACUAUGUGGGCCACGUUUAUACUAGAUCGGAGGGUAUUUCGGGAGUUUUGAUUACCGAUAAAGACUAUCCUAUAAGGCCAGCAUACACACUACUCAAUAAGCUUGUGGACGAGUAUCUUUCAACACAUCCACAAUCCCAGUGGCAGGAUUUAACGACUGCAAAUGAUCAGUCAAAGAUGGACAAUCUUCAAACGUAUAUAACGAAAUAUCAGAAUCCUGCAAAAGCAGAUGCUAUUAUGAAGGUCCAACAGGAGUUGGACGACACUAAGAUCGUCCUACAGAAGAGUAUAGAGAGUGUGCUUCAGAGAGGUGAACAGUUGGAUUCCUUGGUGGACAAGUCCGAGGCAUUAACUGCAAGCUCUAAGACUUUCUAUAAACAAGCCAAGAAGACGAAUUCGUGCUGUGUCAUUAUGUAA
Messenger RNA from Brettanomyces bruxellensis, 609 nucleotides. It is a transcript of the gene YKT6, whose product is annotated as palmitoyltransferase. Gene Ontology annotation, biological process: endoplasmic reticulum to Golgi vesicle-mediated transport. The coding region runs from base 1 to 609 and encodes 202 amino acids. The transcript has a single exon. The record is from RefSeq and is a predicted model, not a curated record. NCBI's taxonomy places the organism in Eukaryota, Fungi, Ascomycota, Pichiomycetes, Pichiales, Pichiaceae. Gene Ontology annotation, cellular component: membrane; Golgi apparatus. Gene Ontology annotation, molecular function: SNAP receptor activity.